Messenger RNA from Drosophila rhopaloa, 276 nucleotides. Its product is annotated as transcription factor HES-1. The transcript is spliced from 2 exons. The record is from RefSeq and is a predicted model, not a curated record. Lineage: Eukaryota; Metazoa; Arthropoda; Insecta; Diptera; Drosophilidae. Bases 1 to 276 code for a protein of 91 amino acids.
AUGUACAGGAAAUUAGUGGCGCUCCUCCUCCUGAUCCACUUGGCAUCGGCGGGUCAGAUCCAGGAUGCUGCCGAGGAGAUCGAUGUGCCGCCUGCCCAUCGAGCUGCACCACCACCGCAGGCGGCUGGAGCUGCUGCACCACCGCAACCACUGGGACCACCACCACCACCUGUGGGCUCUGCACCGCCGCCGAAUUAUCCUUUGUUCUACCCAGCUGCGUGGCUGCCAUUCGGACGCUUCAGCGCCUCCAUUCCCGUCCAGGUAGUGGCUGCUUGA